Molecule: messenger RNA, 471 nt
Organism: Penaeus monodon (black tiger shrimp)
Lineage: Eukaryota; Metazoa; Arthropoda; Malacostraca; Decapoda; Penaeidae
Product: pro-resilin-like
Exons: 2
Coding region: 26-403 (125 amino acids)
Cellular component (GO): extracellular matrix
Source: RefSeq, a predicted model, not a curated record
CUUACGGCAGUCUCUAUUCACUAACAUGACAUUCAAGGUAUUUGCACUGACUGCCCUUGUGGCCAUCGCUAUCGCCCAUCCAGAUAGCCCACCUACAUAUGGCUACUCUGCUCCCACACCUUCUUACGCACCCGCCAAGUACGACUUCAACUACGCCGUAAACGACCAACCAUCUGGUAACGACUUCGGACAUGAGGAAGCCCGUGAUGGCGACCACACACAGGGAUCUUAUUACGUCCUUCUUCCCGACGGUCGUCUUCAGAGGGUGACCUACAAUGUGAACGGCGACUCCGGUUACGUGGCUGAUGUAACCUAUGAAGGACAGGCUCAGUACCCCACACCAAAAGCCUCCUAUGGUCCUCCUCAGCCUUCCUACAAGCCGCCCACCCCAUCCUAUGCUUAAGAAAUAGUGCCUCAGAUAUUUAUUGAUCGCGGAUCAUUGUAAAUACUAGAUAAUAAAGAAGCAACUUU